AUGCCAAAAAACGCGAGGGUGACUGUUUGCAAUGGGCCUUAUGAAUCCAAUGGAGUAGUGGAACACAGGGAUUUCCGCCUUCAGGGUCUUCUGGCCGCCCUGAGAUCGCGCGGGCACCAAUGCGUCUUGGAAAACACGCGCGACUGGAGCACGGUGGAGCUCGUGGUCAACGGGGAGAUGGUCUUCAGCUGUAAUGUAAAGCAGCUGGAGUUUGGUGGAGAUGGACAACUGGACCCAGUUUGCCAAGAAGCUGUCACUGCUGUGGAGAACGCUUUCUGA
Molecule: messenger RNA, 279 nt
Organism: Anoplopoma fimbria (sablefish)
Lineage: Eukaryota; Metazoa; Chordata; Actinopteri; Perciformes; Anoplopomatidae
Gene: c6h10orf53
Product: chromosome 6 C10orf53 homolog
Exons: 3
Coding region: 1-279 (92 amino acids)
Source: RefSeq, a predicted model, not a curated record